GAAAAGGCGAAUCUUUUCUGUUCUCCAGAGUAAGUCGGAGCAAAUGCAACCCAUUACAAAAGACUGUGAAGUAGAAGUGUCUUACGACAAGAAUGGCGUGAAAGGCGCUUGGUACAGAGCCAUUCUUGGAGACAGCCCAACCAAAUCACAACAACACAAGUUGCUCCGAGUCCGUUACACGACGCUGCUCAAAGAAGACCGUUCGUCUCACCUGACCGAAAUCGUGGAUCAUAGCUUAAUCCGACCUGUCCCACCUAAGGAUGACGGAGCUGAGUUUGAGGAAGGCUUGGUGGUCGACGCUUAUUACAAAGGUGGUUGGUGGAGUGGUCUGGUUGUUAAAAGGAAAGAGGAGGAUGGUACAUAUCUUGUUUCUUUCGAUUCACCACCAGACAUCAAUCAGUUCGAGCGAAAGCAAGGAAUUGGGCAAGUCCGUGUUUAGUUCUGGGACCAUGGUUGAGUUGAGGUGGUCUUUUGCUUGGCGUCCGGCAAUGAUAAUUAAAGAGGUGGAGAAUGAGGAGAAAUUCAUUGUCAAGUACUGUGAUGAUACGUCCUGCAGAUUCAGCGAGAGAUCGAAAAUCAGUGUCAUUGAUUCGCGAGAAGUCAGGCCAAGACGGCCUCUUUUUUCUGUUGGAGAGUAUGAGUUGUUGGAUCGUGUUGAGGUGGUUGUUGGUUCUGUAUGGUCUGAAGGUGUUGUGAGAGGGAUUGUCUUCAAGGGACGGUACAUGGUUAGUUUCGGGAAAACAAAGGUGGCCUCUGUGCAAGUCAGUUGCUCUGAUAUUAGGCCUCCAAUGGAGUGGGAAGAUGGGAUCUGGCACAAAAGACCAAAGACAAAAUCCAAAUUCUUUGGCAAGUAUUAUAGUCGUAAGAGGAAACGAGGACAUGUACAACACAAGUCAGACCUCAAUGAUACUGUGCGAACCCCUACUACUUUGGUGAAGAACUUUGCUUCUAAUGUGGAGGACACUCAAGCAACGGACACAAUGAGGGUUCUGCCCUUUGCAAAUAAGUCACUGUUGUGGAAGAUUUAUGAAACAAUGGAAGUCUUCAAGAAACUGCCACAAAGUCCUCAUUUUAGCCCGUUGAUUGAGUCGACUAGUGAAGAUUUCCGUGAAGGGUCUGCGUUAGGAAUGAUGGCUACCUUUUCUGGAUUAUUUGAGAAACUGAAAGAUAUGGAGUCCGACGUGACCAUAAGCCAACUAGAUAGCCUCAAAGACUCGUUUACCAAGCUAGAGGAGCAUGGAUUUGAUGUUACAAGGCCUUUAUCACGGAUCAACAAGCUGUUGGCUCUCAAGGGUAGACAACUGAAAAUAUUGGAGGGACGUAGAGGUCUUGACAAAGAGAGGAUGGAUGAAUCUAGCAUAAGGCGCAAGGCUGAACUAGAGUUUGGUGAGACGGAGCGCAAGAUGGUUGAGGUUAAACGCAAGAUUCUCGAGCUUCAAAGGCAAGAAGCGGCUCUGAAAGAGCAGAAGGAAGCGGCGGAAGAACAGAAGGAUCAAGCCUGCAGAAAGAUAUGGAAGGUGGAGUCAUGUGCGAGAGAUCUUGGUGUAAAGCUUGAAGAUGUGGAGUUUGAUUUUGAGACAAUUUUGUCUGCUCCUUGGUAAGUUAAAACAAAAACAAAAGGUGAAGAAGAGUGAAAUAUAUGUGUCAUUGAAGCUGAUGUGGUAAAGACUUUUUUUUGUAUGUUCACCUGAUGUGGUAAAGAUUAGUAAUGUCUUGACAAUGUUAUUGAAAUUGUAUUUUGCUUUUUCAUUGUGCUAAGUCUUAACUUGGAAAAUCUUAAUCCCAAGUUUCUAAACACAAGUAUUGUAGUUGCA
This is a messenger RNA of Brassica oleracea var. oleracea, 1814 nucleotides long. RefSeq lists its product as uncharacterized. NCBI's taxonomy places the organism in Eukaryota, Viridiplantae, Streptophyta, Magnoliopsida, Brassicales, Brassicaceae. The transcript is spliced from 5 exons. The record is from RefSeq and is a predicted model, not a curated record. The coding region runs from base 261 to 1601 and encodes 446 amino acids.